AUGUCCAGGGCAGCACAUCGAAGGGCAGGAUUGCGCCCGGAUGAAACAGGUUAUGUUGAACUUCAUGGAACUGGGACCAAAGUGGGCGACCCCAUUGAAAUGGAAGCCGUUGCUCGUGUUUUCCAACGACGCGAUGAUGUACCAACCCUAGUCGGCGGCAUUAAACCCACACUCGGUCAUAGUGAGGAAGCAAGCUGUAUCUCUAGCAUUAUCAAGGUAGUUCUUGCAUUGGAGAGAAACCUUAUCCCUGCGACUAUUGGAGUGGAAAAUGUCAAUCCCAGCAUAAAGCUCAGCGAAUGGAAUGUAGACAUCGUUCGCACGAAUCGAGAAUGGCCGAACGCUGCGGUUCAUCGGGCGGGCAUCAAUUCGUUCGGGUUUGGGGGUGCUAAUGCACAUGCAGUUAUUGAAGCUGGUCCUUCUCGAGCCCUAAAUGGUGGCCAUAAUACGGCGGUAGUGAAAGAAAAUGGCAAAGGCGAUAGUCUGUGUCAGUAUGGUGACGCUGUUGCAGACAAGCACGUCGAUUUCCCUGGCAUCUACCUUUUCUCUGCCAAUACUCGCGAUUCACUCAUGAAGCAAUUCGAUGGUAUUGUCGAUUACAUCAGUGACAAAGGGGUUGACUUGCAAGCGAACGAUCUAGCAUACACACUCAACUGCCGUCGAUCACAACUUGGGACCCGGGGCUUCUUAGGUGCACGAACAUCCUCUUUGUGCAACGAACCAAGCUCUCUUCUUCCCACCAUUCAACCUAAUCGACUUCCCGAGAAAAGAGAUUUGAGUUUUGUUUACACUGGCCAAGGCGCCCAGUGGUCUGGUUUCGGUCUUGAAUUCCUUGGCCAAUUCCCCUCCUUUCGACAGUCGAUUAGAACCUUCGACCGGUGCCUUCAGACACUUGACAAAUCGGUUCGGCCGCCGUGGACCAUAGAGAAGACGAUUUUGGAAAAAGAAACGGAUGUAAUCAACCGCGCUGAUCGUUCCCAAGCAGUCUGUACUGCAGUCCAGAUGGCUGUCAUUGAUUUGCUUUACUCCUGGAAUAUCAAGCCAAAAACCGUGAUCGGGCAUUCUUCAGGAGAGAUAGCUGCAGCUUAUGCCGCUGGAAAGAUAUGUUACAAUCGAGCUAUUAUAUCAUCGUACCUUCGCGGAUUCAGCGUUUCGUUGUCCCAAAAGAGGGGAGGUAUCUUGGCAACCAGUCUAAGCAGGGAUGAGGCAAAGAAUGUCAUUGCUGAUAUGGGUCUGUCUGGCACAUUAUCUGUGGCCUGCGUUAAUUCACCUAAAAGCAGUACGCUCAGCGGGGACAUCGAAGCAAUCGACAAGGUUCUGGAUGCCCUACAGAACAAGGGUAUAUUCGCUAGGAAAUCAAAGACUGAUAAUAAAGCUUAUCAUUCACACCACAUGCAAGCACUCGGUCCAGUUUAUGAAGAACUUUUGCAUCGUUUUUGGCCAAAUAGUACGACGGACGGGAUACAGGUGGGGAACUAUCCAGCCAAGAGUCAUUCUGGAAUAAGCAUGAUCUCGAGCGUUACAAAGGCCGUUGUCACCGACAUAGAUGUCUGUGCACCGAGUUACUGGCGUAGUAAUUUGGAAUCGUCUGUCGGGUUUGAGAAGGCUGUCCGCGUGGUCCUGCAAGGCGGUUCAACUCAUUUUGUUGAAAUUGGCCCACACUCAACUUUGGAGCUUCCCAUCAAGGAGACAGCCAAUCAAACCAGCAAUUUGCAACAAACUGUAUCAUACAUGUAUCAUUCUGCACUUCAACGUGGCAAAGAAGCGUCUGUUUCGAUCUUAAACCUCGUCGGUUCACUUUUCCUGAACAGACACGACGAGAUCUUUUUCAAAUCAAUCCUCGAAAACGGCAAUGACUUCAAUCAUGAACCAGCCAAGGUCCUUACAGACCUUCCUGCCUACCCCUGGGACUAUUCGUCUACAUGUACUUGGAACGAACCGCGUAUCGUGGCUGAGUUCCGGAAUCGUAGGGACGCUCGUCAUGACCUUCUUGGCUCACAGAUACCGGGAGGUAGUAAAGCAAACAUAACUUGGCGAAAUAUUCUCAACAUCAAUGAAAUUCCAUGGCUAAAGGACCACAGGCUCGGGUCAUCGAUAGUCUUCCCUUCAGCAGCUUAUAUCGCCAUGGCUACUGAAGCUGUGUGCCAGGUGAACAACAUCCCACUGAUGGGAUGCCCUGGAGUGACGCUGAAAAAUAUCAGCUUCUUGAAGGCCAUGGACUUUGAUAUCGAGGAGCGGCCGCGAAUCGAGGUUUUUACGGAAAUGGAACCACUUCGCAUAUCCAAUACGACAACCUCAAAUAAAUGGUGGCGUUUUAGUGUUAAUUCCGUCUCCCGUGAUGCAAGCCAGUCUAUCCUUCACGCUGUAUGUGUUGCUAGUCUUUCUAGCAACGAUACCAAAGUAAAAUCCACUCGACGCCAAAUUAAUAUCAAUCGAACCUCGAUGGAAAAACAGGUGACCAAAGCCUGGUACGACAAAUUCACCCUGGAAGGUCUCAAUUGGGGUCCGCGAUUUGCGGUGAUGGAGGACAUUCUCUGUGACAGAGCCAAAAGAUCGUAUAUCGCUGCUGCGACUACUCAUCUUGUCUACGAGGACAGCUCUCCGGGGUAUCAAAACAAUCAUCCAAAGUACAUCGCUCACCCGAUAAAUAUUGAUGCAAUGCUGCAAACGGCCUUUGUUGCCACAACGCGUGGAUGGGCUCGCAAAUUGCGAGCCAAAGUUCCCGUCAGCAUCGAAACAGUCGAACUGUCGAGUCCAAUUUCUUUAGACAUGGAUACAACGAAGCCAUGGUUUAUGGAAGCAAUCUCCGAACCAUUCGGCUUUGGAACGGUAAAUAUCAAUGCUGAACUAAUAAACCAGCACGAUGAUUUCUUAGUUCGCAUGGUCAACGUCCGCGCCAUUCGAUUCCAGGGUAAUAAUGCCCGAAUAGACACUAAUACCGAAAUGAAAAUGCCACUGGUCAGGGUCGCAUGGAAGCCAGAUAUCACAGCACUUCCAGCAGGACCUAACUCUUGCUUCUCUAGGUAUUUGGAUUGGUUUGAAGAAACAUACUCAAAAUCAGGCAUCAAAAUCUGUGAUCUUCGCCUGGCCGGGGCUUUGGAUUUGGUUAUCUUUAAAUUCCCGAGUUCGCGAAUUCUCGCAAUAGACUGCCAACCCGGAACCAUCAAGUUAUUCAGGGAUAGCUUACGUGCUGAACACCACUUACGACGCUUUGAAACCUUCAUUGCAGUGAAAAUCGCUGACGACGGCGGCAUGAGUGUGAUCAAUGACAAUACCAAUAUGCAUUCCACCAGUCCAACAAAACCCAAUGGCAAGGGCGAAGAAUCUCAACUAGAGGAUAAAUUCGACAUAAUCGUCACCUCAAGCACCAAAAAAGUGGCGAUGGUUGAGCUUCUCAGCCCUCACGGAUUUUUCAUAUCUAUUCAAGGUCUAGAGCAGGAUAUGAGAGAAAAUGCCACAUUAGAGAUCAUUGAAGAGCCAAGCCGUAUCUUUCCCAGUGUUCUUGUACGAAACGGACAAGGAUGCUCAUCCUUGAAUAACAAACUACAAACGAUGAUGUCCGUGCUGUUCGGUUUACAAGUUCCAAUUCUCAAUUUGGACGAGGUUUCUGGGGCAACAAUACAACCUCGAGCCAUCGUAAUCUCGACACUAGAAGCGACGGCACCACUACUCAGCGAAAUAAGCGAAGAUGACAUGAAGCGUGUACAGGUGUUGACCGACAAUGCAUCCAAAAUUCUGUGGAUCACAAAUGGGGACCUUCUCUCUGGUAAACAACCAGAUUACACGCUGAUUCGGGGCAUAGCUGGUCCAUUGAUGUUAGAGCAGCCAGCCCUAAAAUUACAAGUCUUCGACGUAGAUGGCCCGUUCACAAAUGUUGACGUAACAGUAAAGAAUGACCGUCACUUUAUGGAGGCUUCGUUCUCGAAUUCGUCGGCACCUGAACCAGAAGUCGCGCAGAAAGAUGGAAUCAUUCACGCGCUACGCUGGGAGCCGGAAGAUGUAUUUAAUGCACAGUUUGACCUAAAACAGAAGGAAGGAAUGACGGAAAAUACCCUCGGUGAUAUUGGUCGGUGCGAGUUAAGCAUCAAGGAACCUGGUCAGAUGGAGACACUACAUUUUGCUGCAAAGGAGUUCGAAGAUCUUCUACCAGCUGACCAUGUCGAGAUUCAUGUUCGAAGUGUUGGAUUAAAUGCAAAGGAUCUUUAUGCUCUUGCGGCUCGAGUGGACACCAAAGGCGCAACUUGCUCCUGCGAGUGUUCCGGCGUCGUUACCGCUAUAGGCGAAAGUGUAUCAAAUUUUCAGGUCGGAGAUCGUGUCGUUGUAAUGGCCCCUGGACAUUUCGCUACUUACGAGCGGUUCCCAGAGUGGGCCGUCUGUACACUCGAGGACAAGGAAGACUUGAUAUCGUAUUCGCCACGGUUAUCUAUAGUUUUCGGUAUUGCGCUCAUCUUCAGCGUGGAGAGUCGGUCCUUAUUCACUCGGCUACUGGAGGAUUCUCGAGACUCGUCUUUUCUCGACGGCAUUCAGGCAAUGACCCUAGGCCGAGGCGUUGAUGUCGUGCUGAAUUCUCUAACGGGGGAGUUGCUCCAAGACAGCUUCCAGGCCUGUGCUGAGUUUGGCCGCUUCAUUGAAAUUGGGAAAAAGGAUAUUCUCGACCACGGAAGGUUAGAUAUGGCGACCUUUGGCCGUAAUGUGUCUUUUACCGCUGUCGAUCUGAGUAGACUAUAUUUCUCCGACCAACCAGCACAUCAUCGUCAAUCGCACAAAUUGCUACAAGAGAGCAUGAGCCUUAUACGAUCCAAGGCUACUUUGCCUUGCAUGCUGCUCAAAGUAUUCGACGUAACAAACAUCGAAGAAGCCUUCCGGUACUUCAUGAGAGGCACGAGAAUGGGUAAAGUUGCAGUUACUUUCCAAAACCCUAAAGGCAAACUCCGAGUGCUUCCAGAGAGCUAUGAAUCCAAGUUUAGCUCAAGCAAGAGCUACUUGAUGGUCGGAUGCCUUGGUGGCCUUGGUCGCAGCUUGGCUAAAUGGAUGAUGAGCCGUGGUGCUCGGCGGUUCGUCUUCCUUUCUCGUACUUCCAUAGACAAGCCGUCCGCAAGAGCACUUGUUGAAACCCUCCGCGAUAAAGUGGUAGAGGUGGAAGUAAUUCGCGGCGAUGUUGGAAUAUACGAAGACGUCGAACAGUGCGUUCAAGCUACAAAAACGCCUAUAGGCGGUGUGAUGCAAGGAGCAAUGGCGUUACAUGAGACCUUUUGGGGUGAUAUGACCCCUGAUAGGUGGCACACAGUGAUCCGUCCCAAGGUACAAGGUACAUGGCAUCUGCACAAUGUUCUGCGGAAAGAUGGGAGAGAUUCGCAACUUGACUGGUUCGUCAUGACCUCGUCGACAGCAGGCACCAUUGGCGCGGCCACCGAAAGCAAUUACUGCGCGGCAAAUGCCUUCCAGGAUGCCUUUGCGAGAUAUCACAAUAACCUUGGGUUGCCAGCUAUCGUGAUCGGAUAUGGACGGAUUGCAGGAGUGGGAUAUCUCCACGAGCAUCCUGAAAUAGAGGCUAUCAUGGACCGCAGAGGCAUUCAAGCUACCAGUGAGGAUGAAAUGAUACAGAUUAUGGACCUGGCUAUAGCCCAUCAGCAUCCUAGCAAGUGGCAGCCCGGAUAUGAUCGCCUAGCCAACGCUCAUCUACUAACGGGGAUUGACUUUUCUGGCCUCCAGUUGCAACGCAAUCAUGGAUUUGAGGGUGAUAUCCAUUUCCUAUCAGACCCACGGGCCUCUCUCUUUGCUGCAGCAUUUAGAAGAAGAAAUCUAUCUCCUGAUACUGCAAAUGGAGGGAUACCAUCGGCAUUGGUACAGGGCCUGCCGGCCGAAGUUGCCAAAACCCUGGCCGAAGGUGAUGGGAGUCUAUGCGAUGCGGUACAGGGCAUCAUAUGUAAAAAGAUGGCAAACCUCAUCCUGUUGCCUCAGAAUAAGUUGCGUCUCGAUCAGAGACUGGGAGACUUUGGAAUAGACUCGAUGUUGGCGGCCGAGUUUCGCACCUAUAUCUUCCAUGCUCUGGAGAUUGAUGUUCCGUUCAUGAUGCUUCUCGACAAGAGUACAACCGUCGGGAGCUUAUCGGCCUUUGUUCUCGAGAAGUUAAAGAAUCGACACGAGUUGCCUUUGGAGUAA
This is a messenger RNA of Talaromyces amestolkiae, 6159 nucleotides long. RefSeq lists its product as uncharacterized. The coding region runs from base 1 to 6159 and encodes 2052 amino acids. Gene Ontology annotation, molecular function: fatty acid synthase activity; oxidoreductase activity. The transcript has 7 exons. NCBI's taxonomy places the organism in Eukaryota, Fungi, Ascomycota, Eurotiomycetes, Eurotiales, Trichocomaceae. The record is from RefSeq and is a predicted model, not a curated record. Gene Ontology annotation, biological process: fatty acid biosynthetic process; secondary metabolite biosynthetic process.